UCGAGACUAAUGGUUUCUGCCCAGUAUUUUGUCAGCAUCUGUCCGGCCUCCAAUCCCAAAGUGGAUAAAAUGCGCCAAGCGGGCAUUUCGCUCACAAUGCGCCAACCCAAAAUGCAUGAUAGUAUGCUACUAAGGCAUCCAACCGGAGCGGUACCGACAUUGAGGCCUUCAAGGACAAGCCAGAAAACGGACUCUAUCUACCGUGUAUUCGGGUACAGGGAUGUUCGCCGAGGGGAGCCAUACGUACGUACGCCAUACGUAUGGCGAAGGGAGCCAGUACAGAACCGUCACUGUCGCAACAAGCAGGACCACAUUGAUACUAAUUAUCCACUUAAAAUGCGAUACUGGCACACUAGGCAAAGGCAACCGCUUUCCGUGGAAUGGUGCUGCACUGACGACUCAUCCAUUGCCGAUAACAAUCUCUCACAAUAUGACAACACAAAUAUUUUUGUGGUCCGAAAGCAAAGUAAACCAAUCAAAGUACUGCAGUCUCAAACACCCUCGCACAGCCUCUAUCCUUUAAGGCCUACUAACAAUUCCACUCCAAUCGAUAAAUUUUGGAGAAGCCAGAGCUUGCUGGUCCAGAUCUUGCUCAUGGCACAAAUGUUCAUACAUAUAUCUAUAGAUAUACCCAUAUACAUGGCGCUGCUUAUACCAUAG
This is a messenger RNA of Paramacrobiotus metropolitanus, 660 nucleotides long. RefSeq lists its product as uncharacterized. The record is from RefSeq and is a predicted model, not a curated record. NCBI's taxonomy places the organism in Eukaryota, Metazoa, Tardigrada, Eutardigrada, Parachela, Macrobiotidae. The transcript has 5 exons. Bases 10 to 660 code for a protein of 216 amino acids.